UAAUAAUAAUAAUAAUAAUAAUAAUAAUAAUAAUAAUAAUAAUAAUAAUAAUAAUAAUAAUAAUAAUAAUAAUAAUAAUAAUAAUAAAGUCCAUUGAGCAGAGGGCGCUCGCAAGACCCUUGGAUUCAUGAUUAUAUUUUAUGGACUGCUGCCGCUGUUGCCGCCGUUGUCCAUUGAGCAGAGGGCGCUCGCAAGACCCUUGGAUUCAUAUUAUAUUCUAUGGACUGCCGCCGCUGUUGCCAGCCGUUGUCCAUUGAGCAGAGGGCGCUCGCAAGACCCUUGGAUUCAUAUUAUAUUCUAUGGACUGUUGCCGCUGUUGCUGCCGUUGUCCAUUGAGCAGAGGGCGCUCGCAAGACCCUUGGAUUCAUAUUAUAUUCUAUGGACUGUUGCCGCUGUUGCCGCGGUUGUCCAUUGAGCAGAGGGCGCUCGCAAGACCCUUGGAUUCAUAUUAUAUUCUAUGGACUGCUGCCGCUGUUGCCGCGGUUGUCCAUUGAGCAGAGGGCGCUCGCAAGACCCUUGGAUUCAUGAUUAUAUUUUAUGGACUACUGCCGUUGUUGCCGCCGCUGUCCAUUGAGUAGAGGGCGCUCACAAGACCCUUGGAUUUCCAUACCGACCUCUCCGCGCCGGCGUUCCUCUCACCACGGCCGACCCUCCUGGCUCGGCGCGGUGAUCAUUUUGAGGCAUCUUUACAGCAUGACUAUAUUUUAUGGACCGCUGCCGCAGUCGCCGCCGUCCUCGUAUCAUGAUCGGCCCUCGGCACGGCAUCUUCACACUCCAUGGAGGAUGACCUAUUAUCCAGAUGAUCUGACCGCUUCUGUAGCUCUACGAUCAGCCACCUCGGCACAAUGUGAUCAUCGUUGUACAUCAGACCGUUCUAGUGGGACGAACGGGCGAAUGGAACUAUUGGUUUGAUUGAGUCUCAUUUCGGCCAGGGGAGAACGACCCGCUCGGCGAAGGCGAGCGAACGGGGGAUAUAAAUUGGCUUGGAGGUGAUGUGAAUUCAUGAUGACCCGCAGUGGUCUCGAGUCAAGUCCAGGUCUGUCUGAGUCGAGUCAAGUCCAUGUCUGUCUGAGUCGAGUCAAGUCCAUGUCUGUCUGAGUCGAGUCAAGUCCAUGUCUGUCUGAGUCGAGUCGAGUCCAGGUAUAUCCGAGUCGGGUUCGUCCAUCCUUAAUCUAGGAUGACGACCGCUUAUUUUAUGCAGCAGGAACGGGCUACACAGCACCGUCGUGCCUGGCUUUCUGGCGGGCUCGUCCAUCCUUGCUCUGGGAUGGCGACCGUCAUUCUUAUGCAGCACGUACGGGCUCCACAUCACCGUCAUGCAUGGCUUUCUGGCGGGCUCGUCCAUCCUUGCUCUGGGAUGGCGACCGUCGCUCUUAUGCAGCACGUACGGGCUCCACAGCACCGUCGUGCAUGGCUUUCUGGCAGGCUCAUCCAUCCUUGCUCUGGGAUGGCGACCGCCGCUCUUAUGCAGCACGCACGGUCUCCACAGCACCGUCGUGCCUGGCUCUCGGAUGGGCUCGUCUAUCCUUAAUCUGGGAUGGCGACCGCCGCCUUAUGCAGCACAAACGGUUUCUCAAUGCCGUUGUGCCUAUUUCUUGACUGGGCUCGUCAGUGCCUAAUCUGGGAUAGCGACCGUCAUGUUAUGCAGCACGAGUGGCUCCUCUGUGCCAUCGUGCCUACUUCUCGGCCGAGUUCGUCGAUUCCUAAUCUGAAAGGACGACCGCCAUAUUAUGCAGCACGAGUGGGUGGCUCUUCAGCACCGUCGUGCCUAGUGCGGAACUGCACAUCCCUUAUACUUGCACUACAAGGCAAGUCAUACACUGAUUCAGGGAAGAUAGGGAAGGACGUGAACGAGAAUAUACUUUCUCGAGCAGAUUCACAGGCUCACUACUCAAGAAACGGGGGGACUUGUGUUGGGAUAUAUUAUCCCGGCCCACUACUGUUCAGAAGCCCAAGACACCGUCCUGGUACGAGGCCUAGUCAGCGAGGCUCAUUUAGGCCAGCCUGGCCCGUUUCGGCCCACCUAGGCCUAUCUCGGCCCAUUUGCGGCCCAUUAGACUAGAGGGGUUUUUCCCUCCCCCUCCCUAUAAAUAGGAAGCAAGGCUUCCAUUCUAAGGAUGGCUUUUGGCUCCCAGGAGCUAAUUUCCCCCCCCCUCUCCUUUACUGCUUCUUCUUCCUCUUUGUAGAUAGCUCACAAACCUCCAUCAAUGGAGUUCAACAUAUGUACUAUGUAUUGAGUGAUCGGAGGAUAUUAAUGAGAAAGAGCGGGCUUGGACGUUAGCCUAAAAAGUCCCGUGGUUUUCUCCCUUUUCGGGUUUCCACGUAAAAAUAGCUAGUCAUACACCUUUUAUAUUUAUUAUUCACUUUUAUACCGAAUCCAUCGUCUCUAAUAUCCGAAGUUUAUGUUGGGCUUCCGGAUCUACGGGACAAAACCUCAACAGUCGUGUUUAUAUACAAUUUUAUAUAUAGAGUGGGUUGAGGCCCAUAUACUUAAUCCUACCACUAUCUUUCCGAACAAGAAAAGUAAACAUACAAUAUUCGGAGUACUUUAGUACUUAUUUCGGCCGGGAGAGUUAAUUGGUCAUAUAACAUCAUUCAGUAUUUUCAUUUCAUACAUAUGGCGUCACUUAAUGCACACAUACGACUUUAUCUGUUCAGGACUUAAUAAAAAAUGGAUGUACACUUUACCCACAGUAAGGCUUGAAGUAAGGGUUUGUGUGGUCUUUAAUUAAUUUGGGAAAGUUGUUAGAGGAUGACCAAGCUAUAUAAGUUUUUAUUCCCUAAUGGCCUAAUAGAAUCUCCAAAGUUUGGUUCUAAUAUGAAAGGAUUCCAAAAAGUCUAGCAAUUUUUUAUGAUAAAAAAAUCAAGCAUUUGUAAAUUCACGUUUGUUUAAAAGAUCUUUUUGAAAUUUACUAGUGAUGAAGUCUCGGUAAUGGUGGUAUGUUUUUUCAAUAAGUAUGAAAAAGUAAAAUUUAGUGGACUCAUAAUUAGAAAAGCUUGUUCACAUUGUAGAAAAUUGAAAGUAAAAAAAUUAAAAUUGACCAUACUUGUAUUUUAAAAUUGACAGUCUUUGUUUGCACUAUUUGGUAAAUUUACUCUACUUGUGCGGUAAGGUCAAGAAGUGGGAGAUCUGGAUCACGGAAAUGCUGUUAGGCACCUUCUCAACGGACUCAACAAAAGCGGGCAGCGGCUCUAGGCUCGUCGGGUUGACCACAUUGACCGGCAGGAACGCCACCGAUUCUCCGCCGCCCGCCUGCGGCGCCCGCACCACAUUGACGAAGCCGUCCGAGCCCAGAUUCGUGCUCGUCCCCUGGCACAAAGUGGGCACAGCAACUGCGCCGCGGCCGGUCUCGUUGUCGGCGCCGUCGAUGUAGUCGACGAGGACGUGGAGUAGGAGGACGUCCUUGAUCGAUUGUAGUGUCCGGUUUCCGCCGGCGGCCAGAGCUUCCAUGGCCGCAUUGUCUACCGCCAACACGGUUAUCCCCUCGCGGCGGUUGAUUUCGGCGGUCAGGUUUGUCUCCGUCAGGUAACUACUGAAGCUGCUCAGCUCUGGCUUGUUCUCUAGGAUGCUGGUGAUGUUGUGCCCCGCUGCCGUCGUGGCUCCCGGGAUAAGCCACCACACACUGACCCCACAAAUCAUCGCCGCCCACAACCGCCGCAUUUUAUUCAGUUUCCACGCCGCGCGGGGCGCGCUGCAAAAGUUGAUUUUUAAUUUGUGCGCAAGCGAUAACAAUGAGAAUUAAUUACGGUGUAAUUAGUGGGGUCGAUGAUUAUAUACGUAGAAAUUACCCAGGAGUAAAAGUGUAAAACAAAAGUAAAA
Molecule: messenger RNA, 3820 nt
Organism: Cuscuta epithymum
Lineage: Eukaryota; Viridiplantae; Streptophyta; Magnoliopsida; Solanales; Convolvulaceae
Source: the annotation of a GenBank genome assembly